Puccinia triticina is the source of this 918-nucleotide messenger RNA. RefSeq lists its product as uncharacterized. Bases 1 to 918 code for a protein of 305 amino acids. The transcript has 3 exons. The record is from RefSeq and is a predicted model, not a curated record. NCBI's taxonomy places the organism in Eukaryota, Fungi, Basidiomycota, Pucciniomycetes, Pucciniales, Pucciniaceae. Gene Ontology annotation, molecular function: serine-type peptidase activity. Gene Ontology annotation, biological process: proteolysis.
AUGGCUGCGAUCACUCGACAUCAAGUCAGCUUGUCCGAUGGCGUAACGAUUUCUCUAUCCCUCCAUCUUCACCCUGCACCGUUACUUCCAGGGCUCGUCAUACUACUACACGGUCGCUUGCAUAAUUCUACUCGAGGACCAUGCAGCGAGUUGUUCUCAAAGAUCUCCUAUUCAACCCUGACCUAUGAUGCUCGGGGGAUGGGUGAAAGUAGUGGAACCACCGGGUGGUGCAACAUUGAUCAAGAGGUGGAGGAUCUACAGCAGAUUAUCAGCCACAUCAGAAGCACAUUCGGUCCCCCCCUAAAUCAAGUGAUUGCCAUCAUCGGACACUCCAAAGGCGCAGGCGUUGGUUUUCGGUGGGCAUCCCUGAAGGAUUUACACCAGGAAAUCAGCCAGCCGCACCUGUAUGACCAGAUAGACCGACCACCACUCCUGGUUUCACUGUCGGCUCGAUACGAUACCUCCGAUGUCGGGCUUUCGCGUUUUAAUCAAGAACAGCAGGCCAAAUUGGAAAACGAAGGCAAGUUCGUAUGGCUAAGCUAUCGGGCCGGACGAAACUUCUGCGAGCGGAGGGAUUAUAUCGUGACGUUAGAGGAUAUCGAAAAGGCCACCAAAGUCUCAUUGGAGUGCGUCAAAAAUAUGCGGGAAAACGCUCAGGUCCUCUUGUUUCACGGCAGAGCAGACGGGACGGUCGCCGUUCAACAUGCCGAGAAGCUCGGCCGACAACUUCGCGACACCAACCCGAGCACAAGUGUGGAUUUGGUUCUAGUCGAGGGCGCAAAACAUAAUUGGGAUCAGGAGGGCGAGAUCGAGAUGCUGGUCGACUGGAUUAACCCAUGGAUCAAACGCCGAGCAGGGAGAGAUUCGACUAGGAUUCCUGCAGAUAAAAUUGUAGAUCACCUUGGCCCUCAGAGGUAG